UUCGGAAAAGGUACGUGUGAUCUGCCCACAUGAUAGUUUUUUCUGUCUUUCUUUCAUUUUGUUUUUUUUUUUUUGAACUCGUAUAUCGAGAAAAGUAUCUCGUAUUUCAGCAAAUACAGAAACCCGAUCAGUUGUUGCCGUAUUUUGUGAUGGAGAUAGCACGAUCGAUACCUGGCUUACCUGGUCUCUUCGUCUCAGGAGUUUUUAGUGCUGCUCUCAGCACAAUGUCAACUGGUUUGAAUUCAUUGUCUGGGGUUAUUUACGAAGAUAUAAUAAAACCUUGUUUAAGGAAACCAAUGUCUAACGUUGGUGCAAGUAGAAUAAUGAAAUUAAUUGUCAUAGUGAUUGGUAUCAUUUGUGUUGGAUUGGUUUUCUUAGUUGAAAAACUCACCACUUUGAUUCAGGCUGGUAAAAGUUUGUCAGGUAUAACAGCUGGUCCACUUUUAGGAAUUUUCACGUUGGGCAUGUUUUUUCCAUUUGCCAAUUCUAUGGUAAUUAAUUAUAGUAAUUAAAGAAAUUGUUCAUUAAUUAUUACCAAUAUUAC
This is a messenger RNA of Polistes dominula (European paper wasp), 544 nucleotides long. RefSeq names its product sodium-coupled monocarboxylate transporter 1. Gene Ontology annotation, cellular component: membrane. NCBI's taxonomy places the organism in Eukaryota, Metazoa, Arthropoda, Insecta, Hymenoptera, Vespidae. The record is from RefSeq and is a predicted model, not a curated record. Gene Ontology annotation, biological process: transmembrane transport; sodium ion transport. Gene Ontology annotation, molecular function: symporter activity.